Messenger RNA from Archocentrus centrarchus (flier cichlid), 1571 nucleotides. It is a transcript of the gene ing1, whose product is annotated as inhibitor of growth family, member 1. The record is from RefSeq and is a predicted model, not a curated record. Lineage: Eukaryota; Metazoa; Chordata; Actinopteri; Cichliformes; Cichlidae. The transcript has 4 exons. Bases 205 to 1125 code for a protein of 306 amino acids. Gene Ontology annotation, cellular component: nucleus. Gene Ontology annotation, biological process: positive regulation of DNA-templated transcription.
UCGCAAAGCCGUUUGUGAUUCUUCCACAUGCCCAGAAUUAUUACAAGAAACACUGCUAGCUAACAUUACAGUUGUCUACUCCGUUGUUGUGGAGAAGACCUUGCAGCAAGGUGAACUGGUGAACACCCGACCUACUUCAAGUUGUCAGCUAUCCACCUGAGGUGCAGGUGUAGGAGUGUUAACGCCGUAGAAGCGGAAUCCGCAAUGCUGAACCCGACCAAUGGUGACCCAGGUCAUGUUGUCGUGAAUUAUGUGGAGGAGUAUUUGGAUCUGGUGGAGUCACUUCCUUUUGACUUACAAAGGAGUGUGUCCCUCAUGAAAGAAAUUGAUGCCAAGUAUCAAGAUGUUCUGAAGGAGCUUGAUGAUGCUUAUGAACGGUAUCGCCAUGAAUCCGACUCUCUUCAGAGGCGCAAGCUUCAGUUGUCUAUCCAGAGGGCACUUAUCCGCAGUCAAGAGCUCGGAGAUGAAAAGAUCCAGAUUGCUGGUCAAAUGGUGGAGCUGGUUGAGAACCGAACACGACAAAUAGACUGGCAUUCAGAACUUCUCCUUUCCUCUCAAGAAAUCCCUGAAAGUCACAUUCCCCCAGCCACAUCCAUGGCAACCACUGCAACAUCCUCGAUGUCCUUAACAUCAGCUACAGUUACUGUGGGCAAACCUAGCCACCAUGACAAGAAACGCGAUGAGGUCACAUCAGGCUCAGGUGGCGGAGAAAAGGCUGGAGGGAAACGCUCACGACGUCAGAAAAAUGGCGAAAAUCGGGAAAGCUACGGGGGUCUGGAACAUGCUGAGGAAGUGGGAGUGGGUGCGUCUCGGGAAAAGAAGGCCAAAACAUCUUCAAAGAAAAAGAAAAGGUCAAAAGGAAAAUCUGAGAGAGAAGUAUCUCCUCCAGACCUGCCCAUCGAUCCGGAUGAGCCAACAUACUGCCUGUGUGAACAGGUGUCCUAUGGUGAGAUGAUUGGCUGUGACAAUGACGAAUGUCCGAUUGAGUGGUUUCAUUUCUCCUGCGUUGGGCUCCAUCAUAAGCCCAAAGGCAAGUGGUACUGCCCAAAGUGUAGAGGGGAGAACGAGAAGACCAUGGACAAGGCCUUAGAAAGAGCUAAGAAGGAGAGGGCCUACAACAGGUAGCUCACCUGGCCCCAUGAACACUGCUGUGCAAAAAUUAAGUUUUAUCUGUAUUGGUUUUCAUUUACAGUUAACUAAAAAAAAGAAAAAAGUGAAGUUCAUGAUGAGAGGGGUUUUAAAUAGUUAUUUUUGUAACAGCUAUAUACCUGAGAAACAAGAAUGCCACCUCCUGGUUGUUUACAAAGAAUAGACGUAGUACAGUACAGUACAUGACCAUGUGCAUGUUUGUAGCAAGCUGUCCUGCACAUCAUCCCGCUUUGUUUUCAUCUUGCAUGCAACAUCACCUGCUGAAUUACAAAACUGAAACAAAUAAAACAGUGUUUAAGAAGAGCACCGCUGAGCGGUAUGCAUCUAUGGUGUGAAUUUGAACAUCUUAGCAUCCUAAGUUAAGGCCAAUGAAAGUUUCUGUGGAACAGACACCGCCAAGCCUUUGACAAUAACUCAACUUU